GAUGAGUGCUGCGAUAUCCAUAUUCAUUACUAUUAUUGUAAACCUGACAUUGACACCAUCUAUCCUCUCAAUCUUCCCCAAUGUCGUGUGUGGGUUGAAAACAAGGAAUGCUCAUACGACAGCAAGAAAUCCCUUUGGCACAAAUUUGCAGUGUUUAUUUCAAAUAAGUGGUAUUCACUGAUUGUCAUCGUUGUUGUCAUUUGCAUGAUAAUUCCAUUUUGUGUGUUUAUCAAAGACUUUUCGUGGAACGAAAAUGACAACGAGCUGAUUCCACCAUCAAGUGAUUCAAUGGUAACGCGCUCUUAUAUAUUAAACGAGUAUCCGGAAGGUGUUAUAUAUCCAUACGAACUUGUCAUAACAACAAAAAGUGAUAUUGAUGUAUUCAGUACACAAUAUGAAAAGUUGACAACUAACUUAAUGGACUCCUUUACUCAAUAUCCAGAUUACUUUUCAAACACAUCGUACACCUGUAUCAAUUAUUUUAAUGGUCAUUCCAUAUCCGGACGAGCGAUGAAGUGGUUAUACAACGACGAUUUGUACAAGUGGUUUUUUGACAAGAGUGUUUCUCCAGAUAAGACGACGACCAGAUGCACUUUUAUUCCUUUGUUUAAUCCUAUAGAACAAUCCAGUGAACGUUUAGACUUUGUGAGAGGUAUAAUUAACAAUGUGACACAAUACAACACGGAUUAUAAUGUGUAUGUGAGAGGUUUUGAAGUGGAUAUAUCAGAUUCAAUGGUUGUAUGUUUCAAAUAUUUCCCAAUUAUCGUAAUUGUGUUAUUUGGCAUUGUUUUGAUAAUAACUGGAAUUAGUUUUCAGUCACUUAUUGUUCCUUUGCGCGUUGUGUUUUCUACUGUGACAACCGUGUUGUGGACAUACGGGUUUGCUUCUUUUGUGUUUUGUAAUGAUUACUUUGACUGGACGGCAGAUAUCAUGGCGGAGUCUAGUGGACUUUUUUGGGUUGUUCCUGUCAUCACAUUCCCCAUUAUCAUUGGACUCUCUUCUGACUAUGAUGUUUUCUUGUUUUCACGUAUAAUGGAAUUUCGGAGAAAGGGUUUAUCGACCAAAUUGAGUGUCAUUGUUGGUGUUGAGAAAGCUGGGUACUUAAUCUCUUACGCUGGCAUUAUUAUGGCUGUUGCAUUCUCUGGACUCUUCUUAAGUAAUGUUUUGAUGUUGAACCAAUUUGCGUUCAUUUUGACGUUCAGUGUGUUAUUGGAUACAUUUGUAGUGAGAUCGUUAUUACUUCCAGCCAUUGUAAAUAUCCUUGGAGAACUUAAUUGGUUUCCGCGGAAGUACAAAAUUGUCACCAGUGAUUACGAAGAUUAUUACCGCAAUGAACAAAUUGAAGAAGAUAAGAAGAAAGAGAGAAACGAAAUGCUGUAUUAUGCUUCUCUCCCUUCAAAUGGACUUAAUACAGACGAAGAAAACAACAAUGGUAUUCCACCAUCUCUUACAAACACAACUGAAGUGCCCGAGCCAGACACCCAAGUUGGACAAGGCGAUUAUGUGAAAAUAGAAGACACCAUUGAACCUGUUGAAGAUCCUGCUCAUAACUGA
This is a messenger RNA of Entamoeba invadens IP1, 1554 nucleotides long. Its product is annotated as MmpL efflux pump, putative. The record is from RefSeq and is a predicted model, not a curated record. The annotation marks the transcript as partial. Gene Ontology annotation, cellular component: membrane. The transcript is spliced from 2 exons. NCBI's taxonomy places the organism in Eukaryota, Evosea, Mastigamoebida, Endamoebidae.